GUGCAUAGUUUUUUUUUUGAAAGUGUAAGAAUGGCAAAGGUAUGAGGGUAAAAUAGUAUCCUAUUCCUUUACACAGAACAGAGCUUGAAAGUGAAAGAGAGACGUUGGCAUGGCAUGUGAACAUUGGCUGUUCUCUCUACUCUAAUCGUUCUUCAAAAUCAACAAAGAAUUCAAGAGACAACCAAGUCAAACCCCACUCAGCCUUUCACUCCCCUGCCUUAAUAGAAGAAACUCAAACCGCCUUCUCUACUUCGGAAUCUAAUGUGAAUCUAAGUUAGAGCUAGAGCUAAAGCUCAUCAUUUUCUCUGUUUGCGCCUUUUGGGUUUUGAAAAUUUUGGUUUUUUUUUUUGGGUUCUUUAAAAUGGAAAGAUUAGUGAAGUGUGGCGGUGGAUUUGAAAAGAAAAAGGAUGGGUUUGAGCCGUUGGGUAGUGCCGAUUCGUUAACGGAGUCAAGAGAGAGCAGCUCGAGUGGGACUUCCAAGGAGGAAGCGAAGGCCACAGCGUGCUCUUCGCCGCCUCUGCUUGGUUGGCAUAUAAGGAAAGCCGGUGAAGUGUGCAAGAGCUCCGUUUCAAGUAACAAAGUGGACGCAGGUUUAUCUCUUUUGGAGGAUUUCGAUCUUACCAAAACCAAUUCGAAGAUUUCAGAGAUUGAUAUGAUGAAGGAGAGGUUUGCAAAAUUGCUGCUUGGUGAAGAUAUGUCAGGGUCUGGCAAAGGGGUUUCAACUGCUUUGGCUAUUUCAAAUGCCAUUACCAAUCUCUGUGCUACCAUUUUUGGGCAAUUAUGGAGACUAGAGCCUUUGCCCUUUGAGAAGAAAUCGAUGUGGCGAAGAGAGAUCGAGUUGCUUCUUUGUGUUAGUGAUCACAUUGUGGAAUUAAUUCCUUCUUGGCAAACAUUUCCUGAUGGCAGUAAGCUUGAGAUCAUGACUUGCAGGCCCAGAUCGGAUCUAUUCAUCAAUCUCCCAGCUUUGCGUAAAUUAGACAACAUGCUUCUUGAAAUAUUGGACAGUUUCAUAGACACAGAGUUUUGGUAUGUCGAUCAAGGGAUCGUAGCUCCAGAUGCUGAUGGGUCAGCUUCUUUUCGCAAGACGGUUCAACGGCAAGAGGAGAAGUGGUGGCUACCUGUUCCUCGAGUACCCGCGGCUGGUCUUAGUGAAAAAUCAAGGAAGCAAUUGAACCACAUCCGUGAAUGCACAAGUCAAGUUGUAAAAGCUGCUAUGGCUAUCAACAGCAUUGCUUUAGCUGAAAUGGAGGUUCCUAACUCAUAUUUGGAAGCUCUCCCAAAGAAUGGGAGAACUUGUUUAGGCGAUGUUAUUUACCGGUAUAUUACAUCAGAUCAAUUCUCUGCAGAAUGCCUGCUUGAUUGUCUGGACCUGUCCUCCGAGCACAUUGCUCUAGAGAUUGCAAACCGAGUGGAAGCCUCGAUUUAUGUUUGGCGUCGAAGAGCUCAUCCAAAACCUCCAAUUAACCCAACUCGGUCCACCACUAAAUCAUCGUGGGAGAUGGUUAAGGACCUAAUGGCUGAUGGUGAUAAAAGGGAAUUUCUUGCAGAAAGAUCUGAAGGCCUACUGAUCUGUUUGAAGCAGCGGUUCCCUAGUCUAACCCAAACUACACUGGACACAAGCAAAAUCCAGUGCAACGAGGACAUUGGAAAAUCAAUUCUUGAAAGCUAUUCAAGAGUUCUGGAGAGCCUAGCAUUCAAUAUUGUAGCCCGUAUAGACGACUUGCUAUAUGUGGAUGACUGGACUAAACAUUCAGAUAGAUUAUCAUCCGUUCCUGGACUCAGUGUGAUUGGACAUAAGAAGGUUUCGAUCCCACACACAGUGCCCACCUCAAGCACUCCGCACAGCACACCAAGGUAUUCACCUGCACCACCAGUCAGUCCUCUGAGGGGGGAGAGAACUCCGUUUAUCAACAUAACCAAUAAUAGCAAGGCCCACCGUCGCGGGUUUGGUGUGAAAAGAGUCCUGAACAAUUAUCUUGGUAUAGACACAAAAGCCAAGAUCUGUGGCAAUCCAACCGCAAGUGAGAAUGGCGCAGAAGGUCGUGGACAUCAGGAGUCAUCGGCACCGCGGAGUGGGACGAAAUCAAGCCAAAAUCCUCCCCGGUAUACAGUCUCUUGAAAUGGCCAGUGGAGAGUCUCAAUUAACAUGCUUAGAGAAUUAGGAUUGUUUAUUACACUUCAGUAACCAAUCAUGUUACAAUGCUUGCUUGCCUUCUUGUUAUAGUUUGGUUUCAAGCUGAUCCUGUUCUUGAUAAUUGAUUGUUGAAGUUGGAUCAGGAUUUAUUUGUCUUA
This is a messenger RNA of Tripterygium wilfordii, 2292 nucleotides long. RefSeq names its product rop guanine nucleotide exchange factor 5-like. Bases 362 to 2119 code for a protein of 585 amino acids. The record is from RefSeq and is a predicted model, not a curated record. Lineage: Eukaryota; Viridiplantae; Streptophyta; Magnoliopsida; Celastrales; Celastraceae. The transcript has 7 exons. Gene Ontology annotation, molecular function: guanyl-nucleotide exchange factor activity.